AAUCACACUGAACUGAAGCUGCUGAUCCGAGCGCGCGCUUCUGCUGCUGGAACAAACCACCGAGCUUUAAAAAAUCUGCAAUGCCUCAUUAAAAAACAGACUCUUACGGAGAACUAGUUUUUUUACCAUAUGUUGGACAUAGUUCGUCACUUUUUUCUUGAGACUGAACUAAAAAUAACCAGGCGCUUGGAUGGAAUCUUUGGAUACGAGGAUGCACCAUUUUCCUUCUGCGUUUAUCUCAACCAAUAUUGUAAUAUUAUAUUCUUAAAACAGCAAUUUAUAUACUUUAUUCUGGUUAAACUAGAAUACCCUUAUAUAUACACAAUUAUUUAGCUAAAUUUUUAACUUUUACAUACGCAGAUCUUCAUGGAAAUUAUGUUUUAAUGGAUAUUCGAUGAUGACGCUCUACCUGAAGAUGGGAGCCCUGCAGCAUAUAAACACCCCUCACAGCUAGCCAUGCAUCACGCCAAUUCAUCAGGCGCUGCGCCGCUCAACCCAUUUUCCAACUGCAGUCAAUGGGAAGGACAGGCCGGCUCUCCAUCACUCGCCGAUCCCUCAAAUGUCACCUCGAGCAGACCCAUUCUGAGCGGCCCCAUAGCUGCCAUGCUCUCCAUGACCCUGGGGAUCCUGUCUAACAUUGUGGCUCUUCUCAUCCUGGCGAACGCGUAUGCUCGCCUGCGCAGGCGAUCCAAGGCCUUUCUCCUGUUUGCAGGCUCUCUGGUGGCCACAGACUUUGUGGGACAUGUCAUUCCUGGUGCAAUAGUCAUGAGGCUGUAUCUUUCUGGAGGUGUCCCAGCUGAGGAAUACAACAGGGCUGACCCACUAUGCCAGUUCCUAGGAGGCAGCAUGGUGUUUUUCGGACUAUGUCCGCUCUUUCUUGGCUGUGCCAUGGCAGCUGAGAGGUGUCUGGGCGUAACAAAACCACUUCUUCAUGCUUCGCUUGUUACAACAACAAGGACUAAACUCUCUCUUUCUAUCAUCUGGCUGGCAGCUCUUUGUGUUGCCCUUCUGCCGUGUUUUCAGCUGGGUUCAUAUACCUACCAAUACCCUGGAACCUGGUGUUUUAUUAAAGUACUGGAGGACGCUGAGAAGGCAGAUAUGGCCUUUGUUAUGUUGUUUUCAGGACUGGGGUUGACCUCCCUUGCUGUUGCUUUGGUUUGUAACACUAUAAGUGGACUAACUUUGGUGCUAGCAAGGAUAAGAAAGAAACCGUGUAACCGUCGGUCAGCCAGAUCUCAUGAUAUUGAGAUGGUGGUGCAGCUCGUGGGCAUCAUGGUCACAUCUUGUAUCUGCUGGAGCCCUCUUUUGAUUGUUGGCCUAAUUACAGUCAAGCAGUCAUACGAGCACUCCAUUGGAGACGACCUUGCCACCUACAAGACCCUGAUGAUAAUGGGUGUGCGAAUAGCAUCCUGGAACCAGAUCCUGGACCCAUGGGUUUACAUCCUUCUCCGUCGUUCUGUCCUCCAAAAGAUUUACUUCAUCACCAAACGUCAAACAGACUUGAAGGAAAGCACCCUCCGCUGCUGGGAGAUCCACUCCUUUCCCAGCUCAGAGAAGAAUCCUGUCAGUAGGGUCUGAGUGUAAGAUUCUGCAACAAAAUAACUGAUCUACUAAGUGUGGAUUAACACUUGUAGUUUGAUUCUCUUGGCUCUUCUUGUCCAAACCCAAAAAGAAAAUGAUGAAUUUAGUCUUAUGUGAAAGUUAGUUCACUUAGCAAUUAUGCUGUAACUUUUCUACCCAGGCUCAUUAUUGAUACGUACCCCUGUAUACAUUUCUGGAGAGUGCAAAAUAUGUCCCAGGUGGUGCAAUUUUUUUGUAGUUUUUGUUUGCGCAAUUCCACCAGAUGCUGCUGUGUUUGCUUUUUCAGAUCUCCCACAUGUGCUGUUCUCGCAUAAAUCCACCAGAGGCCACUGUCGACUGACUGACUGACUGACUGACUGACCGACUCCCACACCUAUCCAUAAACUCAACCAAUAGUGUUUUCAAAAACAAUCCAGAAUAAGAGAAGCUCUCACGACCGCCAGAAUUUUUUUUACCACAUUUUCAGAUCUUACCACAUUAUCACCCUGUUAUUUAUUCAUUUGGCGAAUGAAUCACCAAAUUAUCCAGCAUAUGUUUUACACAGCGGAUGCCCUUCCAGCUGCAACCCAUCACUGGGAAAUAUCCAUACACACCCAUUCACACACAUACACUACGGACAAUUUAGCCUACCCAAUUCACCUAUACCGCAUGUCUUUGGACUUGUGGGGGAAACCGGAGCCCCCAGAGGAAACCCACGCAAACACAGGGAGAAAAUGCAAACUCCACACAGAAACGCCAACUGACCCAGCCGAGGCUCGAACCAGCGACCUUCUUGCUGUGCGGCAAACGUGCUACCCACUGCGCCACUUAUUUACUUGUUUAUUUUGUUUUAUUUUCUGGAAUCAUUCUUCACUGGACUCGAACCCUGUCGCCAUGGUUAACUCUUUUCUGAAUCUUACCUCCACUGGGCAAACUGGUUACAGCGGAAAAGCUGUCCAAUCAGAGGUAAGCGGUCAAAUGGAAGCGCGAAAACAAAAAGAAGCCAUCAGUGCCGUCAUACCGCCCUUUAGUGUUCAUUUUAAAGACAAAAUGCAGCUAUAUGUACGUAGCUCUGGCUACAUAAUUCGUGCUCUCCAGAAAUGUAUACAGGGGUACAUUACUAACUAAUCAAGCUCAAAUAAUGUACAGAGGAGUAAAAACAACUGCAGGAAUUCCUACAAAUACACAAAUAAGGAUCUGCUGCAAAGAGAUGUGUUUCCAAUGUCCAUAUUUAAUUGUAAAACCCCUGAUAUACUUCAAACAAAGUUAUUUUUUAUUGUUUCUCCAGUGUAUUCCUGUGGCUAGUCCUGUUUUUUUUAUGUUCUCCUGUCUGACCAACUGAUUGACAAAUGACCAUGGACCAAUGGUACUGAAGCUCAAAGGUGUUCAGAAGCCAAAACUAAUUUCCCCAAAAGUUUGGAUUUUGUUUGAAAUUAUGUAAUUUCAGCUUGUUCCUCCAUUUAAUUCUAAUAGUUAACAUCAUUAAUGAUGAGAAAAACUAUGUUCACACAUGCUUUUUAUGGCCGCAUCUUAUAACAUCUAAUGUUUUGGUUCAUUUAGAGGUCUUAGGUCCAUGUAUCAUUAAUAUUUAAAGGUGCAAUAGGUGACUGUCUUCAGAAACUAUUUUGUUUACUAUUUUUGUAGGGUGUAACCCCAGUGUCCUGGCCAAAUUCCCUCCACUGGCCCUUACUCAUCAAGGCCUCCCAAUAAUCCCCACCCACCAAAUUAGCUCUAUCAUUGUCUCUCCACUUUACCUAUAGCUGAUGUGUCGUGAGUGCACUGACACUGUUGUCCUGUGGCUGCCGUCACAUCAUCCAAGUGGAUGCUGCACACUGGUGGUGGUGUGGAGAGACACUCCUCAUAAUUGUGAAGCGCUUUGGGUGUAUGGCCAUACACGGUUAAUGCUUAAUGUUUCUUCACAUCUUAAUAGCAAUCGUUAAAUUAAGCGGUCCAAAUAUAUUUACAUGUAUUUUAAUAUUCUGUCUGCGUUGUUCAACUUGUUCACGCAGAAAGUAUUACAUCAUCAUUCAGAAUCACAGGCUAACAUGAACAACCUACCUUCUUGUUUUAAGUUUGGUAUUGUAAUUACUAACUGUACUAUUAUGUUUUUCUCUCUGGUGAAUGUUAUGUGAUGUAUUGUAGUGAUGUUGUCUACUCUAGUGCACUUUCAUGAAUUCGGCAUCCAUAGCUUUGGAUCGGUGGGACGUAGACAUUCAGCGCUAUCAGGCUAACGUUAGCAUUUUCCAAAAUCUCCUAUUGCACCUUUAAAUCAAACUGCAUCAGAAUUUAUUGAGAAGUAGAUUGAGAUCAAAUGUACAAACCAAUCUGCUUCUUAAGUGUGACGUCACGCAAAGCAGCUUCCGGGUCCAAGCGCCAUAUCAAACUGUAUUGAGAGACUCAACAAAUGGUAUAAACAUUUGCAAAGCGAUGCAAUACUUUCGAAAAUCAUGAUCGCAAUAUAUAUAUAUUCAUGCCUAUUAUCAGAUGGCCAAAAAGUGAUAAAUUUUUUAUAAAUGCUUAAAAUACUGGUGUCUGUGAUGCCAGAGACUAAUGCGUAUACCAUGAUUUUAUAUAAAAUUGACUUUAAUGUGUGAUAUGACUGCAAAAAAGUGGUCAUAAAUGAAUAUUUUCUCAAUUAAAAUGAGGAGCGGCUUGGACCUGGAAACAGUAUUUCAUAUGUCACUGAUAUUCCACGACUUAUCAAGUGGAUAAAUGGUUGAUACACAAACAAAAAGUACACUGCACAGGAGAUCUUUCAUUUAAUUAGAGAAGCCCUUAAUUACAGCAUGUGAUGCACUCUCUCUGUCUGUGUUAAGAAAGCAUAAAGUAAAUUAGCACAACCACAAAGCAUGAGAUGGGCACUCCUCACUAUAGAGCCCUAAUAGUUUUGGCCAAAACAGAAAUCAGCAAUCAUUUGCAGUCUUUGGCCAAGAGUAUCUGGAUGCAGAAUUGCACUCAAUAGACCUAGUGACGUCACUGUGAGGGGUAGGGUUAGGGUUAUGUGUACACAUUAAAAGCAUUGCAUGCUGUCUUACUUUGCAUCUGCAGCCAGACCCUUCUCUCUGGCCAUGAUUACCUAGUAAAGUAACCUUAGGUCUGGCCAGGACUAUGUUUUUAUUUGUAGCCAUUUGUUCCUAUGAUGAAAUCAUUGGGUACAUAAACUGGCAUGCCAGUGAAAAGUGGCACUAAACAUAAAUAUAAGUGUUUGUUUCACUUACUUGCUUAAAGUUCACCCAUCAGAGAUUUUGUUCAGCACGAUCUUCAUCAAACAUAUGAACUCUGAGGUAAACUCAUAGUUCAAUGUGUAUAGGAGGAAGACUGCGUUUUCCGCUGAUGUUUAUCUUGCAUGUAAAGGUGCAAAUUUCUUAUGUGAACAAUAAUGUUCAUAUUAUUGUAUAAUUUAUUUCCUGUGUUUCCACUCCAAUUUUCUGGAGCUUCUUAUGUUGAUACUUA
Messenger RNA from Danio aesculapii, 5013 nucleotides. It is a transcript of the gene ptger1a, whose product is annotated as prostaglandin E receptor 1a (subtype EP1). Gene Ontology annotation, molecular function: prostaglandin E receptor activity; thromboxane receptor activity. The record is from RefSeq and is a predicted model, not a curated record. Gene Ontology annotation, biological process: positive regulation of cytosolic calcium ion concentration; inflammatory response; adenylate cyclase-activating G protein-coupled receptor signaling pathway. The transcript is spliced from 3 exons. Gene Ontology annotation, cellular component: plasma membrane. Bases 457 to 1578 code for a protein of 373 amino acids. Lineage: Eukaryota; Metazoa; Chordata; Actinopteri; Cypriniformes; Danionidae.